Molecule: messenger RNA, 5938 nt
Organism: Durio zibethinus
Lineage: Eukaryota; Viridiplantae; Streptophyta; Magnoliopsida; Malvales; Malvaceae
Source: RefSeq, a predicted model, not a curated record
AAAAAAAGGCAAAAACCCAUUUCUGCUAUCAGAAGCUGAGUGAUCUGUUAAUCUCUUUUGUUCGAAUUUUUCAGAUAGAUAAGUGAACGUUCCUUUUUCAAUUUCCAAGCUUUUGGAUCAUUUCAGUGCGAGCUUGAUUUCUUUUUUCUUUUGGCCUAAGAGUUUUAAGGUUGAUUUCUACUCUGUUGGCUUUUCCUUCAACUCAAAAAGAGAAAAAAAAAAAAAAUUCAGUUGAGUUUUGUUUGAUUAUACCUUUCUGUCCUUGUAACUUCAAAAAAAAAAAAAAAAGAGCUACAGUUCAAUAUUUUCUUGCUCUUUAGUUUCCACUUUGUUUGUCAUUUUCAUCUAAAAAAACAAAAAAAAAAAAAAAUAGAGAAAAAAAAUCCAAUCUUCAAAUUUCUUUUCUUUGUUUUCAAUGAUCCGUCAUGAAUAAAUCCUUUCAGAUCUAGAAGGCACCAAGUAAGUGAAGCAGAUCGGAUCUGAAAAGGUUUGGAUUUAUUUCUCAAGCAAAUUUUCUCUUGAAAGCUUCGGAUAUAUUACUUCUAUCUGGAAGUGGUUGGCAGAGUGCUGAAGAAACGGCAUUUGGUUCUGAUACUUUGAUUUGUGUUCACCUUGCUUUGCUACGUACUUAGAAAGGGUUGCUUGGCAGAAAACUGAAGAAAAAGCAGUUGCUUUUCGCACUUUGGACUAUCUUCACCUUACUUGAAGUUUCUUCAACUUGAGCUUGUCAAGAAUGGAUUGUGGGUUUUGCGAGUCAGCUCUUUCUGACUGUGUGGGAAAACUGCUCGUGGAUUGGGUGGCGAAGCCAGUAGGACGUCAAUUUAAUUACAUUUGUUGUUUCCGCAACAAUGUUGAAAUGCUCAAGGAAAGAAAAGACGAACUGAUAAGCGCUCGAGCUCGGCUGCAACAUGAGAUUGAGGAUGCUGACAGGCGACUUCUAGCAAUUGAAGAUCCUGUUGGAGGCUUGGUAUCAAAGGUGGACGAAAUCCUAUCAAAUAUGGAAACAUUGGAAAAUGAAAUAAAACAAAAUAAGAGAUUUUUCAAUUGGUGUCCUGAUUGGAUUUGGCGGUAUCGCUUAAGUAAGAAAGUAACGAGGAACACUCUUGUUAUUUGUGAGCUUCUAAAGAAGACCACCAAAUUUGGUCAACCUGGACGAGUGGGCUACCGUUCACCUGGUACAAUUUCCACAAUAGAAUUCCACUUAUCCAAGGAUUUUAUGGCCUCUAAAUCUUCAGAAACAGCUUCCAAGCAGAUCAUUGAGGCCCUACAAGAUGACAAUGUCAGCAUGAUUGGAUUGUGGGGGAUGGGAGGGGUGGGCAAGACAACCCUAGUGCAUGAAGUUGGAACUUAUGCCAAAAGACAAAAUCUGUUUGACAAAGUUGCGAUUGCUACUGUGUCUCAAAAGCCAAACUUUGAAACAAUUCAAGAUGCAAUUGCAAAAGACUUGGAUUUCGAUAUGAAGAAUGACCAAGGAAGAAUAUCAAUCCAAGAAUUCUGGUUGAAACUGCGGAAGGAGAAAAGGAUUCUAAUAAUCCUUGAUGAUGUUUGGGCAAAAAUUGACUUAAAGAAGGACAUAGGAAUUCCAUUUUCUGAGGAUCAUGAAGGAAGCAAAAUUCUUUUAACAACACGCCGUCUUCCAAUAUGUGUUGCUAUGGACUGUCAAAAGACAAUAUCACUUGGUUGUUUAGAUGACCAUGAAGCUUGGAAUUUAUUUAAGGCGAAAGCAGGUCUAGAUAACUCUUCUGAUGAAGCUUUUAAACAUGUGGCAUCUCAAGUUAUCAAAAAGUGUGAUGGUUUGCCCAUAGCUAUAGUCACAUUGGGAAGUGCUCUAAAAGGUAAAAAUCAUCAUAGGUGGGAAGCAGCAUAUUGGAGACUCGAAAACCGUAGAUUGGUUGACAUAGAGGACAUGGAUCAAAAAAAUGCUUACCUAGUUCUUGAGGUAAGUUUUGAUUAUUUGAAUGAUACGGAGACCAAGAUGUGUUUCUUGUUGUGCUCUUUAUUUCCUGAAGAUUAUGAGAUUAAUGUAGAGGAGCUGGUGAGAUAUGCAUGGGGAUUAGAGUUGUGUAGAGGUAUGGGCUCAAUUGAAGCAGUGAGGAGAGUAGUGCUUGCGGCAAUGGGCAGCCUCAAGGAUUCUUGUUUGUUGUUAAAUUGUGGAGAAAGGCAUGUUAAAAUGCAUGACAUGGUUCGUGACGUUGCUUUGUGGAUAGCAUCACGCAGAAAGGAGUUUUCUUUUAUGAUAAAAUCUGAGGUUGUUGAAAUGUGGCCAAAGGAUGAAAGUUUUGAGCCUUACGAAGCAGUCUCCUUCAAGACUAGUCGGAUUGUUGAACUUCCUAAAGGACUGGUAUGCCCAAAUCUCAAAAUUCUUUUACUUGGUGGAGAUGGGAACAUGAUAACUUCAAUUGAAUUCUUUGAAGGAAUGAAAGCAUUAAGAGCUUGCACUUUGAAUUCUAGAUUGAUAUCUCCAGAUGCAUUUCAGUUUCAAACAAACCUCAGAACUCUACAUUUGGAAAGUUGCAAACUCUUGGACAUCUCAGUGCUUGGGAAGUUGAAGAAACUUGAGGUUCUUUCAUUUAGUUGGUCUGAUAUCAAAGAAUUACAAGAAGAUAUAGGUGAUUUGGAUAAUCUUAAAUUGUUGGAUUUAUCAUAUUGUGAACAACUACAGAGAAUCCCUCCUCAGUUAAUGCGAAGAUUGUCCCAAUUAGAAGAAUUAUACUUGCAUGGUUGUCCAUUAUUAGAAUGGGCCACUGAGAACACAGUUCAAGAAGAUAGCUUUGCCAGUCUAUCAGAGUUGAAUUCCUUGUCAAACUUGAUUAUAUUAUCUUUAGAGGUUUGUUCUGAAGAUAUUCCAAGAGACUUUGUGUUCUGUAAAUUACAAAGGUUUUAUGUAUGUGUUGGCUUUGGCUUUUCUGAUUUUCAUCAAAGGAAGAUGGACUCGGAGAUCUGCCCAUUCUCGAGAUCUUUAAAUAUUGAGUGGUCUGUAAUAGAGGCAUGCAAGCAGUUAUUUGGGGAUACAGAAUCUCUUAAUCUGAAAAAUGUGGUGGGUUGCCAAAAUCUUGUUCCAAGCUUGGAGUGGGGCCAAGCGGUAUUCGGUAAGCUGACUUAUCUGGGUCUUGAGAGUUGCGAGCAUAUGAAAUGUCUCAUUGAUACUAGAAAGCAGCAGGUGCUAACCAAUGUAUUCCCUAAUUUGUUAGAAUUAUCUUUAACGAAUAUGCGUGGUUUGGAAGAGCUGUGCAGUGGUCAUCAACCGCAAGGGUUUUUGCUCAAAUUAAAAACUUUGAUGAUAGAUCAAUGCAGGGACAUGACAUGUGCAAUUCCAACUCCACAAAGUCUUGAAAGGUUGGAGGUUGAAUCUUGUGAUGAGAUGCAAGUGCUAUUUCAGAUUGCUGAAUUGAGGAGCAUACAAGAAGGACCCAGUCAUCAAGUAAGCUUACAAAGUUUGAAGGUUGUAAGAAUACACAACUGCAAUAAAUUGAGAUAUCUCUUCCCAACGUCCGUUGCUAAAAGUCUUGGACAACUGGAAAAACUGAAACUAUCUUCAUGCUUGGAAUUGGAAGAAAUAAUUCCCAAAACGGAAGUGUCAAACAUCAAUCUCCAAAGUCCAAGGAAAGUACAUGUAAGUGGCUGCAAUAACUUGACAUCUCUUUCCUCAUUGUCGCAUGGUCAAAGUUUAGAGAAAUUGACAACACUUACGAUUCGGGAUUGCUCUCGAUUGGAAUAUACUUUUCCAAUCUCAAUGGCUGAAGGUCUUCCACAGCUGAAUAAGGUUACAUUGGAAGGUUUGCCUGAAUUUAAAGGAAGGGAUGGAAAUGACGUUCUACUCACGCUGCCAUCUUUACAAGAGUUGGAAAUGAGAGAGUGUAUACAAUUUAUCAUUUCGGCUGAAAUACAGAUUGCUGAAUUGAGGAGCAUACAACAAGGACCCAGUCAUCAUGUAAGCUUACAAAGUUUGAAGGUUGUAAGAAUACACAACUGCAAUAAAUUGAGAUAUCUCUUCCCAACGUCUGUUGCUGAAAGUCUUGGACAACUGGAAACACUGAACAUAUCCUCAUGCUUGGAAUUGGAAGAAAUAAUUCCCAAAACGGAAGUGUCAAACAUCAAUCUCCAAAGUCUAAGCGAAGUAUAUGUACGUGGCUGCAAUAGCAUGACAUCUCUUUCCUCACUGUCGCAUGGUCAAAUUUUGGAGAAAUUGACAACAAUUGAGAUUCGGGAUUGCUCUCGAUUGGAAUAUACUUUUCCAAUCUCAAUGGCUGAAGAUCUUCCACAGCUGCAUAAGGUUACAUUGUGUGGUUUGCCUGCAUUUAAAGGAAGGGAUGGAAAUGACAUUGUACUCACACUGCCAUCUUUACAAGCGUUGGAAAUGAGAGAGUGUCCACAAUUUAUCAUUUCGGCUAAAAUACAGAUUGCUGAAUUGAGGAGCAUACAAGAAGGACCCAGUCAUCAUGUAAGCUUACAAAGUUUGAAGGUUGUAACAAUAGUCAACUGCAAUAAAUUGAGAUAUCUCUUCCCAACGUCUGUUGCUAAAAGUCUUGGACAACUGGAAACACUAAACAUAACCGACUGCUUGGAAUUGGAAGAAAUAAUUCCCAAAACGGAAGUGUCAAACAUCAAUCUCCAAAGUCUAUGGGCAGUAUUUGUAAGUGGCUGCAGUAACUUGACAUCUCUUUCCUCAUUGUCGCAUGGUCAAAGUUUGGAGAGUUUGACUACACUUGAGAUUAGGGAUUGCUCUCGAUUGGAAUAUACUUUUCCAAUCUCAAUGGCUGAAGGUCUUCCGCAGCUGAAUGAGGUUACAUUGGAAAGAUUGCCUGAAUUGAAAGGAAGGGAUGGAAAUGACAUUGUACUCACGCUGCCAUCUUUACAAGAGUUGUGUAUGGAAGAUUGUCCACAAUUGACUCCUUGUAUCAUUUCGGCUAAAAUACAGAUUGCUGAAUUGAGGAGCAUACAACAAGGACCCCGUCAUCAUGUAAGCUUACAAAGUUUGAAGGUUGUAACAAUACAGAACUGCAAUAAAUUGAGAUAUCUCUUCCCAACGUCUGUUGCUGAAAUUCUUGGACAACUGGAAACACUGAACAUAUACGACUGCUCGGAGUUGGAAGAAAUAAUUCCCAAAACAGAAGUGUCAAACAUCAAUCUCCAAAGUCUAAGGGAAGUAUUUGUAAGUGGCUGCAAUAACUUGACAUCUCUUUCCUCAUUGUCGCAUGGUCAAAGUUUGGAGAGUUUGACUACACUUGAGAUUAGGGAUUGCUCUCGAUUGGAAUAUACUUUUCCAAUCUCAAUGGCUGAAGGUCUUCCGCAGCUUAAUAAGGUUACAUUGAAAAGAUUGCCUGAAUUUAAAGGAAGGGAUGGAAAUGAUAUUGUACUGACGCUGCCAUCUUUACAAGAGUUGAAAAUGAAAGAGUGUCCACAAUUUAUCAUUUUGGCUAAAAUACAGAUUGCUGAAUUGAGGAGCAUACAACAAGGACCCCGUCAUCAUGUAAGCUUACAAAGUUUGAAGGUUGUAACAAUACAGAACUGCAAUAAAUUGAGAUAUCUCUUCCCAACGUCUGUUGCUGAAAUUCUUGGACAACUGGAAACACUGAACAUAUACGACUGCUCGGAGUUGGAAGAAAUAAUUCCCAAAACAGAAGUGUCAAACAUCAAUCUCCAAAGUCUAAGGGAAGUAUUUGUAAGUGGCUGCAAUAACUUGACAUCUCUUUCCUCAUUGUCGCAUGGUCAAAGUUUGGAGAGUUUGACUACACUUGAGAUUAGGGAUUGCUCUCGAUUGGAAUAUACUUUUCCAAUCUCAAUGGCUGAAGGUCUUCCGCAGCUUAAUAAGGUUACAUUGAAAAGAUUGCCUGAAUUUAAAGGAAGGGAUGGAAAUGAUAUUGUACUGACGCUGCCAUCUUUACAAGAGUUGAAAAUGAAAGAGUGUCCACAAUUUAUCAUUUUGGCUAAAAUACAG